Aphanomyces astaci is the source of this 1629-nucleotide messenger RNA. RefSeq lists its product as hypothetical. The record is from RefSeq and is a predicted model, not a curated record. Gene Ontology annotation, cellular component: extracellular region. Gene Ontology annotation, biological process: proteolysis. The coding region runs from base 1 to 1629 and encodes 542 amino acids. Lineage: Eukaryota; Oomycota; Saprolegniomycetes; Saprolegniales; Verrucalvaceae. Gene Ontology annotation, molecular function: protein binding; serine-type endopeptidase activity. The transcript has 2 exons.
AUGGUUCAGUUUAAAUUUAUGGCCCUCGCCGCCCUCGCCGUCACUGCCGUCACGGGCAAGAUCUCGGUCCAAGUACAUCGCAACUUGGAAGUCGCCAAGCAGUCGAACGUCGUGGUGAAAUUUCACUGUCACGAGGCCCUCGCCACCCACCGCCGCCGACUCAAGGGCGGCGCGUCUCGCACCGAAACCAUCGAGUCGCUGGUUAAUUCGUUGAAGGAGCACACCACCACGUCUCAGGCGUCGGUCAAGUCGCUCCUGGCCAACCAAGUUGAAUCAACGGCUGUGGAAGUGGUCUCGACAUGGAUCGACUGUUCCUUGUACAUCGACAACGCCCCCACCAACCUUGUCCAGAAGAUCGCGGCGUUGCCGGAAGUGAAAUCCAUUUACGAGCCAGUUGUGAUGGAACUCAGUGAAACCAAAAGCGAUGACAAACCAGCCAGUCCUGUAUAUGAUGUCAUCGAAUGGGGGAUCAAGAAAAUCCAAGCGCCGGCGCUGUGGGCCAAUAACAUCAAGGGCGAAGGCAUUGUCGUGGCCAACAUCGACACCGGUGUUCGCCAUACCCAUGAGUCGUUGGAGUCGAACUGGCGACAGGAAUACGGUUGGUUCGACUUGUACAACAAGACGAACCAGCUGCCCACCGACCCGAUGGGCCACGGCACUCACGUCAUGGCCACCAUGGUGAGAACGCAAGGUAUUGGUGUCGCCCCCAAGGCCAAGUGGAUUGCGUGCAAAGGGUGCAAGGGCACGUGCAAUCAACGUAUGGUGGUCGAAUGCGCUCAAUUCCUACUUUGUCCCCACGACAAAGAUGUUAACAACUGCGACUCCAGCAAGGCCCCUCAUGUGAUCAACUUUGGCAAGCACCGCAGGGAGUUUUGGUUGGAAGUUAUGAUUACAAUGUGGAGAGAAGCGGGAAUUAAUCCCGUGUUUGCGAAUGGCAACAACGGCCGUGAAAGUUGUGCGUAUUCAAGUUAUCCUGCUGCGUCCCCUCAAGUGAUUGCUGUCGGCUCCACUAACUCCAGGGAUUUUUUGGAGAUUGAUUCAAGUUUGGGACCUUCCGCAGCAAACCCGACAUUUCUGCUUCUGGUGUCCGAAUCCGUUUCGCAGCAAGCUUCAGUGACGAUGGUUUUUUCGACGAGAUAUGGCACGAGCUACGCCGCGCCUCAUGUUGCUGGAGCCAUCGCCCUGACCGAGAAUCUGGACACGGACACGUUAACUCCGCCCAACAAGACCUGCGGUGGCAUUCCCAACACGAAAUAUCCCAACAACCUCUUUGGCUACGGCCGCUUGAACAUCUUCAAGGCUGUGGCUCCUGGCAUCCCCGGCUUGACUCUUCCCCCGCCAUCUAACUCCACCCAAGCCCUCAACCCGACCAUUGAGCUAACCACGUGUGGCAUCGUGGAAGACAACACGCACUAUGUUAGCGGCGACUUCGCUUCGACCAAUCAGGUGACUGCUGAAUCCUGCUGCGCUGAAUGUAAAAAGACACCGGGAUGCAAACUGUUUGUGUGGUAUACCCUCGACGGUGGUAUAUGCCGGCUCAAACGCACCCUAGGCCAAAAGGUGGCUGUGGAAGGAGCCAAGGCUGGCGUGCUACCAGCCCCAGCCUUGGCACGACCGCCGUUGUUUUAG